Molecule: messenger RNA, 2031 nt
Organism: Phialemonium atrogriseum
Lineage: Eukaryota; Fungi; Ascomycota; Sordariomycetes; Cephalothecales; Cephalothecaceae
Exons: 1
Coding region: 138-1670 (510 amino acids)
Biological process (GO): maturation of LSU-rRNA from tricistronic rRNA transcript (SSU-rRNA, 5.8S rRNA, LSU-rRNA); box C/D snoRNP assembly; snoRNA localization
Cellular component (GO): nucleus; pre-snoRNP complex
Source: RefSeq, a predicted model, not a curated record
CAAGCCCAGAAAAAAAAGUUCCGAUAAGAACCAAAAGUCACAAAUAGAACUACAACUUUCGUGGCGAAAGGCAGCAAACGCAGCGGUGCGAAAUCCAUCGUUGGAACGGUUGGAGCUCGAAAUUAUCGCGAGACACCAUGUCCGACCCCCUCCUUACGGCUCUCUGCAGCAUCUGCCACGUCGAGGCUCCAAAGUACAAGUGCCCGCGCUGCGGCGCCCGCACCUGCUCCCUCGCCUGCGUCCGCAAGCACAAGGCCUGGGCCUCGUGUAGCGGCGAGCGCGACCCGGCCGCGUUUGUGCCCCGGGCGCAACUGUGCUCCGAUGCCGGCGUCGACCACGACUACAACUUCAUCUCGUCCAUCGAGCGGGCCAGGGACCGGUUCGAGAAGGAGGUCACCUCCGGCGGGAGAGGGUUGCUGACGGAGAAGGACAUACGAGGGCCGGAGGGCGGCGGGGAUGACAAGAGGUUCGAAAAGGUCUGGUAUGGGGACCAGCUACAUCAUGUGCCCACAUCGCGUGGCAGGGGAGGAGGGUAUGCGAAAGGGAGAGGACAAGGCCGGCCCGGCGACGACGGUCGAUCUCUUGGCGCGACCGAUAAGCAUAUUCGCCGGCGGCUGAGGGCGCAUGACAUCGAGGUACUGCUCAUGCCCAAGGGCCUUUUGCGGCAACGACAGAACAAGACGGCGUGGAACCGGAGGACAAACACCAUCAAUUGGCAGGUCGAGUGGCUCGUCUUCAGUUCCGACGUCCUGGACCUUCCGGCUCCGGCCGCGGCAGGUCAGCCCGUUCAAAUAUUGCAUAAGGCUCUCGAUGAGAAACCACUCUAUCAGGCUUUCUCCAGUUCCAUUGACUGGUACCGCGCUGGGAUCAAACGAGCGCGCGAAAACGACGGUGAAGGGGCCGAGGAUGACGCUGAGCUCCCCCCCAGAAAGAAACAGAAGACGCCACGGAAGAAACAGGUGCAUCAACUACAAGAGGUAGAUUUGACUGGGGGCCAAGAUCCCGAAUCGACGGCCUGGACACCGAGCGAAUACACCCUUCAGUAUUCCCUGACAGCAGGAUGGAAUCAGACCUCUACUGCAGGUUCUGUUCCGAUCACAAAAGAAGAGCAGGAAGCGGAGCUAGCCACGUUGAGGUUCUUCCUGCUCAAACAGCCGUCUUCCAACGGCGGCUUCAAACAACUUAUCCCGCUCUCGUCAAGAGGGCCCCUAUCGGAGGCACUUUCCGGACGCACGGUGGUGGAGUUCCCGACCGUCUAUGUCCUCAACCCGACGAUGCAACUGCCGGCCGGCUUUGCUUUAGCUUCUACCGAGCGGCGCGAACGGAGACCGGAACCACCCGUCGAAGAAGAGCACGGCGAAAGGCAGCCUCCUCGGAGGGGGAGGCCUUUCGAAGGAAGGCGAGGAGGCCGGCCACCGCUCCAGAGCCAGCGCCAAAGCUACAAACGUGUUGCGCGCCCCCGGGCCGAAGACGCCGAGGAAGGCGAGGUCAACAGCGAGGGAGAGCAGGUGGACGUCAACGACACCGGUCACAUGGCCGACAGUAACCACGGCAGAGGUGGCAGUGCCGAUGUCGGCACAGACAGCUCUGAUGAUGGCUCUCCACAGCCAGAAACGUCAAAGGCGAGCCAAGGACUCGUGGACUAUGAUUCAUCGGGCGAUUCAGAAUAAUAGUGUGGAAAGCGAGUUAGUUAUACGUUGAUAGAGGAUGAGGUCGAGCUUUAUGAUACCCGAGGAAUGCAGAUACUUGUUCGGCAGUCGCCCAUCAUGUUCUGUUUCUCUCUUAUCAGAUCCGAAAAUAUGCCCCUGCAAUUUCAGGACCGUCAUUCUCGGCCUGUAUCCCGGGUCUAGAUUCAGGGCCGCACCACCACAUACCAGUAACGAGACAUGUGUUUUUGUUUACAAAGGCAUCGUCAACAGGUAAGAGUUGCGAGCUGCUACAAAGCAGCAAGACUACCCCAAUUGGUGCUCAACUAUUGUGAAGCUUGGAGUAACGUGCUUCCUCGUGCUGUCUCGUAGGGUGGGAUCUGGG